This is a messenger RNA of Colletotrichum truncatum, 2661 nucleotides long. RefSeq lists its product as uncharacterized. NCBI's taxonomy places the organism in Eukaryota, Fungi, Ascomycota, Sordariomycetes, Glomerellales, Glomerellaceae. Gene Ontology annotation, cellular component: TORC2 complex. The record is from RefSeq and is a predicted model, not a curated record. Gene Ontology annotation, biological process: TORC2 signaling.
AUGCAACCAGCACGACCCCCGCCCCGAGCGCCGGGCAGCUUCAGCCCUCUGCCGGGCUCGACAGCUUCCAGCGCACAAUCGCCGCAGCGUCCACGACCUCCAGUCCGCGCCGAGUCGACGUCGAGCGAAGAGAGCCUCUCCAUCCACUUCGUCAAACCAAGAAGUCACGCACCGAGCGCGCCCACUGCCCCCUCUGGCACCCCCAUAUACGCUCAGUUCACCUCGCAGGCCAAUUCGAGCACCGCGAGCCUACAUAAUUUUUCGCGCCCGAGUGCCCAGCGAUCUGGCAGCACACCGGGAGGACCAACAGGCCCCGCAGGAUCAGGAGGUCGCAACGACUUAACCAUCAAUGUGAACGUCGCAUCCGCUGCCGCACGUACAGCGAGUCCUUUGGCAAAAGGUCACUCGAGGAAACACAGCCAGACGCCUGGCCUUUUCGAUUCGACCCUCCCGUCGACGAGUACUUCGAAUCUCUCCCAUGUGGGCAUGUCACAGCCCGCAUCCGCAGCAGCAUCUUCUACAAACCAGCACCAGCACCAUCACCAGCACCCGCAUCACCACCAUCAGCAAUCGAGCCCGGCACUCUCCGCCAGCCAGAUCGCCGCGCAGGCCGCCGUCCUGCAACACCAGAGCAGCCAACAGCAACAACAGCAGCUACAACACGUCCGACAACGAUCGCAGACCGUUCCGAACCCGGCAAACGGCGACGGCGGUGAUAACGUGAGAAGGGGGAGCGGCGCGAGGGGCCCACUCAGCCCGCCUAUGCUAAGUCUGACCGAGGCGAGCGCUCCACGAGAGAGCGGCUUUGGAAACCAAGGAUACCACAACGGCCUCCUGGGUAGCCAUUCUGCUGCCGCGACGUCAGCAGCGAACGCCGCAUUCCCGCGAUCGGGGCAGACUUCACCGGGUCUGCCACAGCCGCAGCAGCAACACAGCCCUGUACACCCCGUCCACCCUGCACCGCAGCUUAUCGCGGAUCCGAAACCGGCGAGGGCAGAAAAGUCCAAGGUGAAGCUGUUCUCUCGCCCCGUCAAGAUCGGCACCAAAGGCGACCCGAAAGAUAAACCUCUCCCGAGCCCAAGCAAGAUCGGCAGUGCGCUCGCGUCGUUGCAGCGUGGGAAUUUCAGCACCAGUAGUCUUAUUGAUACUAGCGGCCAGUCUAUCUACAGUCUUAACAACUCAUCAUCUGCGACGGUUCGCGCCGUACCCGAGACGCCCACCAUGGAGAAGCCAGAAGGAAAAGAAAAGGAGAAGAAGCACCAUUUUCUGUCGCGACAGAAGCAUAAGCUCAAAGAUGACUACCAUCUGCCGUUGUCAUCCGCAUCCAGCAACUCGAAACCAACAGACCCCAGUGCUCCCUCGAGUCUGUACAAUUUCAACUUACCCCCUAGUCCAGCCCCGACUGCAACGUCAUUUGGCAAGGUGCGGCGGGACAAAAAGACUGAAAAAGAGGCUAGCGGUCUUGGUGCCGAGUCGAGCUCCCUUCCGUCGGAAUGGCCUGGCCCGAGCAGUCUGCCGAGUUUGACACAUCAGUCGUCAUAUCUCUCGGAACCAGUUGAUGCUGGAAAGUACGGCCUCAACAGUAUGGCGCUCGACGAUGCAUGGCCUUAUCUGAAGGCGAAAAUCCUCGUCAUUUUCGAAGGCGAAGACUUGCGACAGCCCGUUGAAGAUUUCAACAGGUUAGUCACUCUACACGUACAAUACUGUAUCCAGCGCAGAUCACCGAAUAUCAUUCUGGAGGAUUUGCGCGAACUUCUUGCGACCGGGUUUUCUUCGUUGGACCACACCCUCAGGCGCACCCAAGAAGACAAGGUCAUUCCGGCGCUUGUCGAAAUGUGGCUGAUUACCUACACAUCCAUCUUACCGUAUAUGCAAGCCGUCUUCUUGCCUCUGGAUCUCGAGUUCUCUGGUUGCGGUGUUCUCAUGAAUGCCGACCAGGCGCGCGACUUCUGGGGUGGCGUCAAAGCGACACCAAUGUCCACCGAUAACGCACCGCACGUUAGCCCUGCCUCAUCCAUUCUCGAUGUGCGCCGCAUCGUCUUGACUGCCUACCGCGACAUCGUAAUCCUCCCCCGUUACGAAUCGCUCAAGACUAUCUUCUCCCGUCUAUCCCUAGAGUUUCUCCCCUCCUCUUUCGCCUCCAUGGCCCUCGCCUCCCCGCUACCCGACCCCGCGCUCUCCUCCAGCCCCGCCGACACGAUGAGCAUGAUGCGCCCCGGAACGGCUAUGAGCCUUGAUCCGUCGGUCGCCAGUUACAACUCCAACGCAACGACAUUACUCGGCGACAGCAGUGCUGGUGUUGGUGGCGGAAGUGGCGGAAGCGGCGGACGUAGCCGCGCCAUCAGCAACGUAAGCUACGGCAGCGUCGGCAGCGACGGGCAGCUUAGGCCGUUCACGCGUGAGCAAAACGUCGAGGACUCAAAGCAGGUCACUGAGAUGGUGGGCCGCAUGCUUCAGUGCAUGAGUAUUCUUGCCAGCGUCGGCGACGUCGGGGGAGACGGCAGCGACGAGGGCAACAGGCGGAUGGAGGAGCUUUGUCGGCUGCUGAAACUCAACUGGCUUGGCAGAGGGCGAACAGGCAGGAACAGAAGGGGCAUUGUGGGAGGCAGAGUGAGGAGAGAAAUUCCCGAGUCUGUUAGGGAAGGAUUACGCGUUAUUUGA